UCCGGACAGCCGAGGUCGGGGCUGGGGGUCGGGAUCCAGGACUGGAGGGCGGGCCCAGGGUCAAGGGUUGGAGGGCAGGGUCUGGGGUGAGGGAUCCGGGGUACGGGGCUGGGACCAGGCCAGGCCCCGCGGGAGCAGCCGGCACCGCCCCGAGGCCCCAGCGCCGGCGCCCCGCCCCCGAUAGGCGGCGGCCAUGGCGGCCUGGAGGGUCCGGGUGUCCGCGGGCGCCGCGCUCAGAGGGCAGCAGCCUGCCGCCCCGCCGCCAAAACCACCCCGGGUCGGAGCGGAGUUCCGACAGCCCCUCAGAUUCACCUUCUGCUCCGCUUCGAAGGGAGACCGCGGCGUCUCCGGGCCCGACUCGCUAGAGGGAGGGGCGACGGGUCGGGCAAGCGAAGAGUUAACGGAGGCAGAGCGGAGGAUCGCGGAGCUGCACGCUGCAGCCUGCGCGGCCGGCCAGCUGAACUACGUGGACCCAGCUACCGGCUACGUGGUGCUCACACAGCUGGCCCACGUGCAGCGAGGCCACUGCUGCGGUUCUGCCUGCAGACACUGUCCGUAUGGCCAAGUCAGUGUUAAAGAUCCAUCCAAAAAGAAGCAAUUCAAUUCGUAUUUUUAUGUUUGACCACAGUUUCAUCUCUGUUCUCCCUCUAAUUGAGUCUUAUUUAAAAAAAAUAAAACCGUAAUCCAGAAUUGC
Sus scrofa (pig) is the source of this 694-nucleotide messenger RNA. It is a transcript of the gene C10H1orf53, whose product is annotated as chromosome 10 C1orf53 homolog. Lineage: Eukaryota; Metazoa; Chordata; Mammalia; Artiodactyla; Suidae. The record is from RefSeq and is a predicted model, not a curated record.